Messenger RNA from Sphaeramia orbicularis (orbiculate cardinalfish), 3975 nucleotides. RefSeq names its product glypican 2 (gene gpc2). Gene Ontology annotation, cellular component: extracellular region; synapse; plasma membrane. Gene Ontology annotation, biological process: smoothened signaling pathway; cell migration; regulation of signal transduction. Lineage: Eukaryota; Metazoa; Chordata; Actinopteri; Kurtiformes; Apogonidae. The record is from RefSeq and is a predicted model, not a curated record. The coding region runs from base 322 to 2094 and encodes 590 amino acids. The transcript has 11 exons.
GGUCGGGAGUGUCCCAUUCACACUCCCUUACAUUUAACGGCGUCUCUCUCCGGAAGGACAAAUUAAUUGGACACGGCCGAUGGAAACAUAUGCGUGAUGAACAAACCCAACCCGGAUGCAUCUGUUCACCUUUUGGGGAAAACUAUGACUAUUUUAAACGACUGACGAUUUGGGACACUGUUUAUAUUUUUACUUUUUCUUGCCCCAGAACCAUUCAUUCAUUUAUUCAGUGAAAUUUGCUGCAGCCUCAGAUUGUUUUGCCACACAGGCCAUCUUUGCAGUCUGUUUUUUUUUUAAAAUUAUUAUUAUUAUUUUGGUCCCAUGAGGAGAAUGGAUCCCCUGCAAUGUUUCCCCAAAAAGUACCCAGUGCUGGUGCUUCUGUCCGCGGUCUAUGCCCUGGUGUGGACCCGGAGCCCCGUGGCUGCUGCGGGGAGGAGCUGCGCUGACACCCGGCAGGUGUACUCGGAGAAGGGGUACAGCACAGGCACCGCACCGCUGACUCAAAUCUCUGGUGAGCACCUGCGGCUCUGUCCUCAGGACUACACCUGCUGCUCCAGUCAGAUGGAGGAGACGCUGGCCCUUCAGAGUGAGAGGGACUACCUCAAAGCUGUUGAAGACAACAGCCAGUUCCUUUUGACUACAUUUACACAGAGACACCGCAGGUUUGAUGAGUUCUUCAGGGAGCUUAUAGACCUGUCAGAGAAGUCUAUGAACCAGAUGUUUACCAAGACGUAUGGGAGACUCUUCACUCAGAAUGCACACGUCUUCCAGGAGCUGUUUGUGGAGCUUCGCAGAUAUUAUUCUGGGGGCAGUGUGAGUCUCGCUGAGGUCCUGUCAGACUUCUGGUCCAGACUGGUGGAGAGGGUCUUCUCUCUGGUCAACCCCCAGUAUCAGUUCAGCGAGGACUACUUGGAGUGUGUCAGUAAACACGCUGAACAGCUGCAGCCGUUUGGGGACGUGCCACGCAAGCUACGCGUACAAGUCUCAAGGGCUUUCAUUGCAGCCAGAGCCCUUUCUCAGGCCUUAGCAACAGGUCGGGAUAUUGUCAAUAAAGCAACAAAGCUGACUGCAGAUUCAGAGUGUGUUCGUGGGCUGAUGCGUCAGUGGUACUGCCCCCUGUGUCGAGGCGUGCCCUUCCUGCGGCCCUGCCACUCCCUGUGCCUUAAUGUGAUGAAGGGCUGCUUAGCCAAUCAGGCCGACCUGGGCACGGAGUGGAACAACUUCAUUGAUGCUCUGUACCAGGUUUCUGAGAAAUUGGAGGGGCCGUUCAACAUGGAGCUGGCAACUGACUCCAUUUCUGUGAAAGUGUCAGAGGCCAUCAUGCACAUGCAAGAAAACAGUGUCAGCAUCUCAACUAAGGUAUUUCAGGGUUGUGGAAACCCCCGACCAGCUCCAGGACGGUCCAAACGCUCACCCAAAGAGUCAGGAAGCAACAGGAGACCCUUUAGGACCUACAGCCCAGAAGAGAAACCCACCACAGCUGCAGGGACCAACCUGGAUCGACUGGUUACCGAGCUGAAGGAGCGACUCCGGCCAAUGCAGGGCUUCUGGGUGUCCCUCCCACACACCAUCUGCAAUGAUGAGAAGAUGGCUGCCGACGUCACUAAUGAGGACCGCUGCUGGAACGGGCAGACCCGGGGGAGGUACCUGCCCGACGUCACCGGUGAUGGACUUGUCAGCCAGAUCAACAACCCAGAGGUGGAAGUGGACAUAGCCCGGCCGGAUGUGAGGACUCGACAGCUGAUCAUGGAGCUGAGGGUGGCGACUAACAAACUGAGACACGCUCAAACGGGACAAGACAUGGACUUCAUGGACAGUGAGGAGGGCAGUGGCUCGGGUGGAGGAGACCACGGUGAAAGGUACAAUGAUGACUGGCCAGGCUACGGGCCGUACUACCCCCCCUACAACAAACCCCCACAUAACCCUGUGUCCAACCCCGCCAAGCCGCCCCGCAUCCGAGAACGAAACGGGUCCAAGUGGAACAGAAACAACGGCCACGGACGGGUCAAAUCAGCAUCCAGCCCACCCACCUUCUCCCUGCUCUCUUUGUUGUGUUUACCUUUCAUGGCCACUAUCGCCCCUUUGUGGAGAUAGCUGCUUAUUACAGUCUGGAGGGAAAUUAUUCUGUCAUGCUGGAGUCUUAAGCACAUUAUGAAAGAAAACAUGUCAUUCCAUUUGGUUCCACCAGCAAAAAAAGACUAAACAGGAUAACUUAAUAAUGUAUGGGUUAGCAAUAAUUUAUAAAAAAUACACAGUUUACAGCACAAAAGGGGGUAUUUUCUCCAACUAAACAUGCCACAAAAAGGCAUAAUCACAAACAAUACUGAAUUAUUAAUGACAAGCAUGUUUUAGUACUGAUCCUGGCCCAUUAGAGUCUUGAUGCUGAAUGAUAGUCUUUGCUGAAGUGCAUAAGAAAAUGAACAGAAACACUAAGAGCAGACGAAUUAGCAGGUGCAGCUGAUCUUCUCAUGGUUUAUUGGUCCGUGAGAUAAAGAUUAACUGUGCCAUAAAUUACUCUUUAGUGUCGUCGAGCGGCUGAUUUGGUUGAAUGUGUUUUCUUUGAUGCACUUCUCAUGCAAGUCUUUAAUUUAAUCAUUUUCGGUUUUGAUCGCGGGUGUUUUGUCUCGUAGAAGUAGAUUUAAUUCACAUACUUUAACCUUGAGGCUUAGAAAAAACAAAAGCAGUUAAAUGUAAAAACCAAACAAGGGGUUUAUUUGGAAUGUACAGCUCAAGUUUCUAUAGUUACUUGUGAUGAGUUCGUUAAUGUAAUAUAUUGCUGCCUUUAAUUUAUUUCUAAUAUUAUAUUUAAUUGUUUUUAUCACUUGGAUUUUCAAAGCCAGGGCUGAGUGUCGUCGUCUUCUAAAAGAAGUGUGUUUGUCUUUUAUUUUCUCUGGUUUUAAAAAAGAAAAAAUGUUCUCUGUAUGCAAAAAAAACCCAUAAAUAACUUCCUCUACUUAACCAAUCACUGGAUACUUAAUCAUCAGAUAAUACUGGGCCAAAAUACCAGCUGCAGUUUACCCUCGUUUUUAAUCAUGAAUUGUGUGUAUGUGCGUGUGUGAUUGUUUUCUAUUGUUCGUUCUGGUUACAAAGUUUUAAAGUCACAUUGAGAUGAUGUACGGAUGUUUUUUUAAUAGUGUGCUUUUCUACAUAUUUUUCUUAAAACCAACAAAAGAUGAUGAAGACACUGAGUGAGUCAUGUGAUGGAGAAUUGGACUGAAUGUUUACAGAAAGCGAGAAAAAAAAAAAUCUGUCAACAGCUGAAAGAUCGAUGAUGUUAAUGUUAAUUUGCUGAAUGUGCUUCAUGUAAAAUCAAAGAAUAUUCAAGAGGUAAAAAAAAGUUGCAAGAAUGUUGUAUUGGAGGGGAAGCGAGCAAACUGUUACAAAGACAUUUGGUAUGAUUUUAGACAAUAACAACAACAAGAAAACACAUUGAAAAUAGAAAAUGAAUGUAUAUAAACUGGAACUUUUCUGCUGAAUGAAGAAAUCUCAACUAUCCUUGCACAAAUAAAAGAAAGGGUUCCAUUCUUAUUAUUCUACCUUAAAAAAACAAAACACUCUUUUUGUAAAUAAUGAGUAAUAUUCAGAAUAAUUAUACUGAUCAGUGUUUCAUGCAUUGUAUUGUUUUCUGUCAAAUUAGUCUUUUUGGAAUGAAACCCUUUCUAGUUAUUUAAGACUUCACUACAAACACGGUAUUGCGUUGCACAACUUCACAAAAAAACAGUGUGUCACAGUAUUUUAAAAGCAACAGUAUUGUAAUUAUAUGUGCUUCAAUGAUCCGCAUUCAGAUCACUAUGUGGUGCCUGCAAUAUUUUCACUGAAUAUCAGGUAAAUUGUUCUUUAGUACGACAUCUCAUCCAUUCCUACUACUCGCACAUUCCCUCAUGGUGAAAGUAUAGCACAACUUUUUCAUGUUGUAACAGUUUUUUGGUAUGAAACGAGUGAUAUUUUCUGCUUCAUUAAAAACUGAAGAAAAUU